This is a messenger RNA of Miscanthus lutarioriparius, 3609 nucleotides long. The record is from the annotation of a GenBank genome assembly. NCBI's taxonomy places the organism in Eukaryota, Viridiplantae, Streptophyta, Magnoliopsida, Poales, Poaceae.
AUGGAGGCCAUGGAGGAGCUGUCGGAGCUCGCCGAGUCGAUGCGCCAGGCGGCGUCGCUCCUCGCCGACGACGACCCCUCCGACGACGCCGCGCCGCGCCGCCCCACCACCUUCCUCAACGCCGUUGCCCUCGGCAACGUCGGCGCUGGCAAGUCCGCCGUGCUGAACAGCCUCAUCGGCCACCCGGUCCUGCCGACGGGGGAGAACGGGGCGACGCGGGCGCCGAUAGUGGUUGACCUUCAGAGGGAGCCGGGGCUCAGCAGCAAGGCCAUCGUGCUGCAGAUCGACAGCAAGUCGCAGCAGGUCUCCGCAAGUGCCCUCCGGCAUUCACUGCAGGACAGACUCGGUAAGGGGGCGUCUGGUGGAUCAGGGAGGGGCCGUGCUGAUGAGAUUUACCUCAAGCUGCGGACGAGUACAGCUCCCUCAUUAAAGCUGAUUGAUUUACCUGGGAUAGACCAGCGAGCUGUUGAUGAUUCCAUGAUCAAUGAGUAUGCUGGGCACAAUGAUGCAAUACUGCUCAUUGUCAUACCUGCAAUGCAAGCUGCUGAUGUCGCAUCGUCCCGAGCUCUGAGGUUGGCCAAGGAUAUCGAUUCAGAUGGGACAAGAACUGUUGGUGUUAUCAGCAAAGUUGAUCAAGCAAAUGGAGAUGCAAAAACUAUAGCUUGUGUUCAGGCCCUACUGUCGAACAAGGGUCCAAAAAACCUUCCUGACAUCGAGUGGGUUGCUCUAAUUGGACAAUCUGUUGCGCUUGCAUCAGCACAAUCAGUUGGGUCUGAAAACUCGCUAGAAACAGCUUGGCGAGCUGAAGCCGAAAGCCUGAAAAACAUCUUAACUGGAGCUCCUCAGAAUAAGCUUGGUAGAACUGCUUUGGUUGACACAAUUGCUAAGCAAAUCCGUAAAAGAAUGAAAGUGCGGGUUCCUAACCUAUUGAGUGGCCUUCAGGGUAAGUCUCAAAUGGUGCAAGAUGAACUGGCAAGGCUGGGAGAAUCUAUGGUACAAAGUCCCGAAGGAACACGGGCAGUUGCUUUGGAGCUGUGCCGAGAAUUUGAGGACAAGUUUCUUGCUCACAUAACAUCUGGUGAGGGAUCUGGUUGGAAAAUUGUUGCAAGUUUUGAAGGAAAGUUUCCAGACAGAAUUAAACAGCUACCGUUGGACCGACAUUUCGAUCUCAACAAUGUCAAAAGGAUUGUUUUGGAAGCCGAUGGUUAUCAACCAUAUUUGAUAUCUCCAGAGAAAGGGUUGAGAUCCUUAAUAAAAAUAGUACUGGAAAUGGCAAAGGAGCCAUCACGACUAUGUGUUGAAGAGGUUCAUCGUGUAUUGUUAGACAUAGUCAGUGCUUCCGCAAAUGCCACACCAGGACUUGGAAGGUAUCCUCCAUUCAAGCGUGAGGUUGUUGCAAUAGCAUCAAAUGCAUUGGAGACCUUCAAAAAUAAUGCCAAAAAGAUGGUCGUCGCGCUUGUUGAUAUGGAACGUGCCUUUGUUCCUCCCCAACAUUUCAUCCGCUUAGUGCAAAGAAGAAUGGAAAGGCAGCGUCGGGAGGAUGAGUUAAGAAAUCGAUCUUCUAAGAAAACACAGGAAGCUGAACAGUCAACAUCUAAGAGGGCCUCCAGUCCCCAAACAGAUGCUGAGCAAGGUGGUGGCAGCUUAAAAUCAACGAAAGACAAAUCUGGCCAGCAAGACAAGGACGCAAAAGAGGGAUCAAACUUGCAGGUUGCUGGUCCUGCUGGUGAAAUUACUGCAGGUUAUCUCUUAAAGAAAGGUGCAAAAACUAAUGGGUGGAAGAAAAGAUGGUUUGUUCUUACUGAGAAGAGUGGAAAGCUUGGGUACACAAAGAAACAAGAGGAGAGACAUUUUCGUGGUGUCAUCACUCUUGAGGAGUGCAACCUUGAGGAGGUAGAGGAGGAAGAACCUUCUAAAAGUUCAAAAGACUCAAAAAAGGCAAAUGGAUCAGAAAAAACACCAAGUCUUGUAUUUAAGAUUACUAACAGGGUCGCAUACAAAACAGUCCUAAAAGCUCACAGUGCUGUUGUGUUAAAGGCUGAGAGCAUGGCUGACAAGGUUGAGUGGGUAAAUAAGAUCAAAGCUGUUAUUCAAAGCAAAGGGGGUUCUUUCAAGGGUCAAAGUGCUGAGGGUGGUUCAAUGAGGCAAAGCAAUUCAGAUGGCGCUUUAGAUACUAUGGCACGGAGACCUGCUGAUCCUGAGGAAGAACUUAGAUGGAUGUCUCAAGAAGUUCGUGGUUAUGUUGAGGCUGUUUUGAGUAGUCUGGCAGCAAAUGUUCCGAAGGCUAUCGUGCUUUGCCAAGUGGAGAAAGCAAAGGAAGACAUGCUUAACCAGCUAUACAGCUCAAUAAGUGGGCAAAGCAACGCUAAGAUUGAAGAGCUUCUUCAAGAGGACCAUAAUGCUAAGCGCAGAAGGGAGAAGUACCAAAAACAAUCAACUCUCCUGUCAAAACUUACUCGUCAACUCAGUAUCCAUGACAAUAGGGCAUCUGUUUCCUCUUAUUCUAAUGACACCACUGAAGCUGAGAGCCCUCGAACACCGAACCGCUCAGGUGAGGACUGGAGGUCUGCCUUUGAUUCCGCAUCAAAUGGGCCUGUUGCUGCAAGCACAAACAGUGAAUCAAGGUCGAGAAGUACUGAUGGCCGCAGUCGGCGCUACGAGAAUGGGGAUGCUAGUCCUCGCAUGAGCUUGCAUGCAAUCCUGAGAUUGUUUGCCAACACUGGGCGCACCUGGAGCCCGUGCAGGUGCCGCCGCCCGCCUCCGGGCAUACGCCCAGAAUGGCACACUUGCGCUGCAAGAUCUGUGCUGCCACAUUCUUCGCCUCCAACCUGUCGCGCCACCGCUUGCCACUGCCGCGGCGUCCUCCGUGGUGCCCAUCUCCUCCUUCUCGUCCUUGUCGCAGCCUCGCUCCUCCACCGGCGGCGGUGCCUGCGUCCUUGUCGCAGCCUCGCCCCUCCACCGGCGGCGGUGCCUUCAAGCGUACGCAGCCAUGGAGGCGGAAGCGGUGCCCUCUUCGCAGUUCCAGUGCGUUGCCAAUGGAACGCCGUCGCGUGCUCUGCUCGUGGCCUCGUGCGAAUGGUGAAGGCGCCGAGUCUACAAGUACAGGAGCUCCUCCAAACGACGUUGCCCACGGAAUUGACAGAAUGGCAACGAAGGGAACGUAAGAUUAGCCCUGAGGCUCCUAGGGACCCCGUGCAUGCUGCUAGAAUCCGUAGAGCAGACCGUGCUCGGCCGGGUGCAAAAGGGCAGGUGGUGGCAAAGCCGAUGACCCUAGUGCCGGUGGUGGUGACGGACCCGUCAGGCGGCACGCUGGGGAAGGAGGCCUUCAUGAUCGGCCGCACGCUGGAGACCGUGGCCACUGCGACGCAGACAGCGGCUAUUCAAAACACGUAUGUCGUGCGCGACGAAGAGGAAGGUCAAGCUCCGGAACGUCCUCUCCUCUCAAUACGCUCUACUCUGUCAAUGGUGACUAUAGGUUUCAUGGCCGCGCACAACUCGAGGAAGAAGCUACCGACGAACAAGAGGAUGACUUGGGAGGAUGCCAAGAGGGUGAUGUCCACGUACAUACGGAACAAGUCGGACAUGGCGACCACGCCGGGCGGCGUGUAG